AUGAUUGUAAAACAUUUCUUUUUUAUUCCUCAUUGUUUGUCUGUUUUUUACUCACUUGCAUCAGGAGAUUUUCAACGGGACAAUGAAAAUGAUCCUCCACAAUCAUCUAUCCCUCCAUCAAACGGCGCUGUGUCGGUUAGGUCCAGUGAUAUGGCUUCGGAGGAUCUUUCAUUAUCACCCGGUCGACCUACUUUGUCUUGUCUGUUGGCUGUGCUCCAUUUGAUGGCAAGAGCCUCACCCUCUUCUCUCGUAUCGAACACAGAGUUGGUUGCAGGCCAGACAACAGGAUUCGACUUAACUUAUCAAGGCCAUUGCGGCCAACUAUUGCGCUGGCUGCAUACACAAACAAGCCAACAACCACUAGUUUUCUCUUCAAUCUCAUCCUCUUCAGCUUCUUGCACCUCUUCUAUUUCUUCAUAUACCCCCUCUGUUUCUUUGUCUCAUGGAGGUGACCAUCUUGCGGCGUCUCUCUCUUCGGUUGACUCGAUCGCUUCUGUUACAAAAAAUACCAAAUCCACUCCUAACACUUCAACUGUAUCUCUUGACGUAACUCAGUGUCAUUUAGGUCAGCUGGACAGUCAGAGUCUACAUCAUCUUAUUUGUUCUGUUGAAGCCUGUUUAGCCCAUAUUCAUUUAGAACGCGCUAAGCGCGCAAAGGCUGCACUCGUCACUAGCGGUCUGAAGCCGGAUCCUGGUACGCUGCGUGCUUUGAACAAUCUUCCAACAGAUUUAACGUAA
This is a messenger RNA of Protopolystoma xenopodis, 738 nucleotides long. Lineage: Eukaryota; Metazoa; Platyhelminthes; Monogenea; Polystomatidea; Polystomatidae. The record is from the annotation of a GenBank genome assembly.